AUGUACGUGAUGUGCGUCCUCGACUACGAGUUCCACGUGCUGGACAACGCCUUCCUGGUGCACCGGCCGGGCAUCAAGCGCCACCGCCGCGACCGCCACCGGGACCAGCUCACGGCCAAGCAGAACGCCCUUCUACACAGCAAGAUCACGCCCGAACUCCACACCAUCUACGGCAAGCGCGGGGCGUGUUACUUGUAGCAGAGACACGCCCACACGCUAACCUGCGCCUCCUGUUGGCUGGCUCGGUUAGCUGGCCCCGCCCAUUUGCUAACCUUCCGUUCCUAUAGGCUGGCUUGGUUGACCAUCGCCGCCUAUGGGUUGGUUGGCAGGGUCGUCUGGCCGGACUUUUGCACUGGCUGGCUCUGGCUGGCUCUCCCUAGCUGGCUGGCGUGGCUCGGUAGCUCUUCCAACCGGCGGGUUAACUACUUCCACUUCCACAAUGACUUCACGGUCGGCUCUUUCACCUGCCGUCGGAAUUGGCUCGUUUUGCUGACCGCUUCUUCCCAUUGGCCUUCCCUUUCCCACACUGCGGUUAGCUCCUCCCAUCGGCUGAACCACUUCUCUCAUUGGCUGGCAGUUUCAUCCUCCUGGCUGGUUGGUUCCUCUCAAAGGACAGUUAACUCCUCCUACCCAUCGGCUGGCUCCUCCCACCAACUGGACGACCUUUCUCACACUCGCCGCAGCAUCUUCUUCCUCCAAUUCCAGAAAGCGGCGAGAUCUCGACUUACAGCCCCCGCCUGCCGAGGAGGAGGAACAUUCGCAGUCUAGCCAAAUGGAACCAGCCGAGGACCACCUGGAACCAUCUAGAACCAGUGGGAAAUAACUUGGAAUCAUCUAGAGCCAGCUGGGAACUACCUGCAAUUACUUAAAAACACCAGAAUACCCCAAGACCGCCUAUAACCAUCUUAGAACCAUAUUAAGUCCAUUCUAAACCAAAUAGAACCUACUAAGAACCACCUAGGCCUAUUCGCGAACUAUCUGUGAUUUAAAGAUUGAAAAAAUAACGUACAGAUGUCCUUUUACGUCAUGAUAACUAGUUUCGAACCACCUGUGAAACAAGGGAACAGGUGAUUAGGGUUGGUCCAGCUGUUAGCCUCCUUUCAACAACAAUGCCUUUUUAAACAAUCUCAUGAUGUAUAUGUUAAACGGUUGUGCUGUUUGCUUGUUGAAAAUAGGGGGAUUUGAGGAUAAAGGUUAAAUCACUUGUUUCCUGAUGAUUUAGUUCCAUGUUAUUUACUUGGGAUUUUUUCUUCUUGUGCUUGCUUAUAAUCGUACUGCUAUUACAUCAUAGAAGCUCAUGUCAUUUUCACUGUAACUGUAUCCGCCAUUUCGUUAUGAUGUCAUAGUGUCAUUAUUGUCUGUAUAAUAAUUCUCAUGAUCAAUAUAGUUAACCCUAGCUUUCAUAUA
This is a messenger RNA of Penaeus vannamei (Pacific white shrimp), 1407 nucleotides long. NCBI's taxonomy places the organism in Eukaryota, Metazoa, Arthropoda, Malacostraca, Decapoda, Penaeidae. The record is from RefSeq and is a predicted model, not a curated record.